This is a messenger RNA of Candoia aspera, 2744 nucleotides long. It is a transcript of the gene FASTKD5, whose product is annotated as FAST kinase domains 5. The record is from RefSeq and is a predicted model, not a curated record. Gene Ontology annotation, biological process: regulation of mitochondrial mRNA stability; mitochondrial RNA processing. Gene Ontology annotation, molecular function: RNA binding. Gene Ontology annotation, cellular component: mitochondrial matrix; ribonucleoprotein granule. The transcript has 2 exons. NCBI's taxonomy places the organism in Eukaryota, Metazoa, Chordata, Lepidosauria, Squamata, Candoiidae. The coding region runs from base 134 to 2575 and encodes 813 amino acids.
UGACCGGAAGUGGUCCCGCGGGGAGGAGAGCUACCCUGGGAGCCCCGCGAGCGGGCGGUCGUGGCAGAAGGAAACGGGCGGCAGGCGGGUAGCCCGCGUACCUGGGACCAAUUGUGGCCUGAUAAUUGUGACCAUGUCUACGGGGAUAAUAUGCCGAAGAUUUUCAGGGCGAUCUUGCAGGACAGCUGCAUUUUCCACUGCAACCAAGGCGGAGACCACGAAGAUCUUCCCAAAAGGAGAAGAGGGCCACGGCACCAAAAGAGGAGGCAGAGAUUCUAAACCUGCUGUUGCACUCAAACCUUGGAAGCCUCCAGGUUACUGGUUAAAUUAUUAUCCCUCCGCUUCCCUGGAAACUAAGUGUCUGCUUCACAAGGGUGCCUCCCAAGGUGUGACAGAAGGAUCGCUCGAAUAUGUUUGCUCCAGAACUAGUAUUAAACGCAUCCAGAAUAUACACAGUGUCACCCGUCCCUCAAGGCUUCCAAGAAUAAAGAACAUGCUUCUGGAUUUGGAAAACAGCAAGGCUUUCUGCACUCAAGCUUCCCUGAGGGAGCCACUGGUACAGUCCCCCAUAAAGAAUGACAGGGAUGAGGUCCAUUUAGAGGCUUAUGGUGGUAAGGAAGUGGCUAGACAAUUCCAGAAGCAAAGGCCUGAAUACAAAUCUCUGUGUUACAACCACGGCAAGUGCCUUCAGCCCCUUUCUGUCGAGGAAUGUCAUCUUAUCCUACAGAAAGUCUCUGUGCUGAAAGAACGCAUGAAACCAGAAGCCCUUGCAGACGCUUUCUUCAGGUUGAGCCAUUUGCCAGCAGAAAAACACCAAGCCAUAAAGUCCAGUGCCAAAUUUGCUGUGCUGUGUCGGAGUGUAGUUAGCAGCAUUCAGCUGUUUGAGACUCCUGAGCUGAUUGUGCUUUUAAACGCCUUUGUCUCCUUAGGCAUUCCGCCCAUCCAUCGUAUGUUGAAGGUCGUUGAAACCGAGUGUUGCCGACGGGUCGGGCACCUGAGCUUGGAUCAGCAGUUGCUAGUAGCUGAUCUGUGGCGUUGCUUGAAUUGCAAGGUCCCUCAAUAUUUAGAUGCUGUGCUGAACUAUAUUAACGCGAGCUGGAAAGAUCUGUCUUUGCCCCAGUUGGUUCAGCUAGUCUACAUCGUUGGCGAAGGCCGCAAGGCCCCCGAAGAGUUAAUAAAGAAGCUAGAGGCCUCGGUGGUAAAGCACUUGGAUUCCCUCAGCCUAGAGGAAGUAGGUAUCAUCUGCUUAGGGUUCUUCAAGUCACAAAGUCAUAUGUCCGAACCCCUCAUGCGAAAAAUUGGAGAUAAAAUUUGUGGCCGCCUGGGAGACAUGAGCAGUUUUGCCAUAGUGAAUGUCCUCAAAAUGUUCCGUGGUGUUCACGUUGAUCACGUUGACUUUUUAAAGCAGCUGGGGCACGUUCUUCCUCCUCGAGUAUCGACUAUCAGCAUUCAGGGGGUGAUGCACGUUGCGUUUGCUUGCUCCUCCUUGCAUUAUUGCGAUGAAAAUAUCAUGAACGCCGUUGCUGCUGCUGUUCCUCCCAAGGCCGCGUCUUGCCGAACCAAAGACAUUGCCAAAUUGUUGUGGUCUUUUGGGAACUUGAACUACGAGCCUCCCAAUGCAGAAGAAUUCUAUGCCAGCCUGGGGGAACAGUUGGAGUCGAGGCUGUUUGAAUAUAAUAAAUUCCCUGAGCAUUUGAUCACCUCCUUAAUUGGCUUGGCCUUUGUACAGCGGUUCCCGUACGACUUGCUCGAUUAUGCUUUGAGUCCCGAGUUCAUCAAAUUAAGCGGCGUGUCUAAAUAUGACCUGUCAAAGGAUUUUUUUACCCUCAACGGUGCGGUGGAAAUUGAGUGUCCACGCUAUACUGGCAGUCGUCUCACAACACAAAAUAAGCAGGAGAUGGCAGAAAAAAUGCAGAACUAUGUCGUGAAGCAGGAAUUCGCUGUAGCUUGGUCUCUCCUCGAGGACAUGUUGGGUGGCUCCCAGUUUGUCAAGCUCCAUGCAGUCUUGCCUCAUGUCAGAUCCGUUGAUUUAGAAAUUCGUUUAGACUCCAACCAAAAGCCAUUGCCAUUUAAUUCAAAAGGUGCAACCACAGGACACCCAGAACUGAAGAAGAAUGGCAUGUUCCUCACAGACAAAAUAAUUCAUCAGCUUUUGAAAGGGAAAUCGGUCAGCCAGCCCAUCCCAGGUGAUCGCAAAAGCAAGCAAGAUAUGCAUAGUCAGAAAAGGGCAGACUCUCAUGAACUGCCUGUUUGGAAUAGUUGGGAAUUUUCUGACGGGAUUUUGCUUGCUGGCCCCAGUUUGAACACUUUGGUCGAUACACAAGCUGAAGGUCUCCCCUCUGUGAUAAACCAGGAGCAGCAGAAAUGUGUGAAAUUAGCUCUUCAGGUAACCAACAGAAACCAAUACAGGUAUCACUCAAGAGAGCUGCUGGGGCUCCACUCUAUGAAAAGGAGACAACUCCGACAAAUUGGAUAUAUACCAGUAGAAUUGCCUUUCUGGGAAUGGUUUCCGUUACUUAAAUGUAGCCGCGAGGAGCAGCUGAUGUAUUUGUGCCAGAAAGUGUAUGAAAGGUAGCAAAAACAUGAAAUUGAGCCAGCCAUCUAAAAGCCCUUAUGCGAACGACUUGAGUUUUAGCCAUGCUGCUUGAAAUGACAUAGCUGGAUGUCCUUCAACUGGAUAACACCUGGUGUUUCUAAGCCGUUAAUUUCUGUUCUCUCUUUCCAGGGACAUAGUCAAUGCUCUU